This is a messenger RNA of Pan troglodytes (chimpanzee), 3990 nucleotides long. RefSeq names its product serine protease 30-like. The transcript has 5 exons. NCBI's taxonomy places the organism in Eukaryota, Metazoa, Chordata, Mammalia, Primates, Hominidae. The coding region runs from base 2936 to 3907 and encodes 323 amino acids. Gene Ontology annotation, molecular function: serine-type endopeptidase activity. The record is from RefSeq and is a predicted model, not a curated record. Gene Ontology annotation, biological process: proteolysis.
AAUACACGUUAAUUUUUUACUUUUAGAGAGACAGGGUCUGCUAUAUUUACCAGGGUGGUUUUGAACUCCUGGCCUCAAGCUAUCAUUCCACCUUCUCAGCCUCCCAAAGUUCUGGGAUUACAGACAUAAGCCACUGCACCCAGCCUGUGUUUUUAUUUAACUCAAUUAAUGACAGAAUCAGUGAGAUGUUACAACUGGUUCAAAGGAGAAUUCCGAGUAGGAACAUAUUUAACACAUCAGCAAUGUUGAAAUUAAUCUGCUUAAAUAGAUGUACUAGAACAAUCUGCAUUCCUAUCAGUUAUCUACAAUUUACAGAGUCUUAAAAUAGCUCAAAGGGAGGGACCCCCACAGAAUCAGAAAACCUGGAAGAGUAUGAGAGACAACCCCGUUGAAUUUACUCAGUAAUUUUUGUGGGUCCCCUUUAAAGUCUUUCACAAUUUUCCCUUACAAAAUAAACUUUAUUCAUUGCAGUUGAUUGCUAUACGUCUUAAGUUUCUUUUAUUCUAGAGGUGCCCCCUCCAUCUCUUUUUUUUCUUUGUCACUGUCCAAUAACUGAUCAUUUGUCCUUUAAUCUCACCAUCUGGAUUUGCUGGUUGUGCCCCCAUGCUGUCUCUAACAUAUUCCUCUGUUUCUGUGUUUCCCUCUGGACUCCCAGUCCAGAUUUGUGGACUCUUCAGGCUCUCCCUGUUCUGGGCUCUGUUCCUAUGUCCCACACCCCAGAUCUGCAGUCUUGGGCAAAUUCAGGCACUCCUUGCCUCACCUGGGCGGCUGACUGCAGCAGACUGCGUCUCCGUUCCCCUCCCAAGUCUGUGGAUCCCAGGCUCUACCAUGUUAAAGUCGGAGGGCUGACACUCCGGCCUUGGUGGUUGUGAGGAAGCUACUGGUCCACCCUUCAUACCAUGGGACCACUACCAGUGAGGAUGUUGCCCUGAUGCAGCUGGACUCCCCCUUGCGGGCCUCUGAUUUUUCCAGAAAAGUCUAUCGGGGGUACACACCAGUUGACUGUCUCCUAGUGAUGAGCUAGCUGUUGAGGAUUAUUCCCUAGACCAAUUAGUCCAUUAGAUUGCAACAUGGUGAUAUUCCUCUUCCAUUUAUUAGCAGAAAUUUCUCCAUAAAGAGAAACUUUUCAUCAUCUAUUUAUUUUUGUUGCCUCUUUCAUUCUAUUUUUUAAAAUGUUUAUGUUUUUGGCAUCUAUUUAAUUAUCCUCAAAAUAAUGAACUAUUUCCUUAGCAUACUCCAAAACUGAUAAAGGUUUUUUUUGUAAUAUUAUGAACUCAUGGAUUUCUUUCUUUCUUUUCUUUUCUUUUCUUUUUCUUUUUUUUUUUUUUUUUGAGAUGGAGUCUCGUUCUGUCGCCCAGGCUGGAGUGUAGUGACGCGAUCUCGGCUCACUGCAGCCUCUGCUUCUGGGUUAACGUGAUUCUCCUGCCUCAGCCUCCUGAGUAGCUGGGAUCAUAGGUGCCACCACCACGCCCAGCUAAUUUUUGUAUUUUUAGUAUAGAUGGGGUUUUGCCAUGUUGGCCAGGCUGGUCUCGAACUCCUGACCUCAGGUGAUCUGCCCGCAUCGGCCUCUCACAGUGCUGGAAUCACGGGCGUGAGCCACCGCACCCGGCCUUAUUUCACGUAUUUAAAUCACUCCAAGUUAUUGCCCACAGUGAUGCUCCAAGUGUCCCAUUGUCAGCCAGUGAGAACGUCUUUUGGUUGGCUCCUGAGAGGGACCACCCAUUUUCCAGACCCUCCAGGGCCUGAGGCCAGGCUGAGAUGAUGCUCACAGGACUCGCAUACUGACCGGAACCCCGCCCGAUCGCACAGGAAGUCCGCCGGAAACUCUCUUGGAGCCCACCAGAAGUUUAGCGAACCACCCUCAACUUCCGGAAGAGCGCAGGAAGUUUGCCGGAAGAGCGCGGGAAGUUUGCCGGAAACGGACAGAAAGGAGUCCCUGCGACCGCGUAGCCUCCUGCAGCGCCCCCUGUUGGCAGAGUCGUAGCGAGGCCGAGAUGAGGUCCGUGACGUGGCUGCGUGAGCAUCCCGGCUGCCUGUGGAUGAGUGGGCGUGGGGCUGAGAGGCGACGACAGUGGGGAGCUUCCUCAGCGAUCCUGGGCUUCUCGGGUCAGGCCAACUUCAGUCCGGGCUGGAGGCCGUGCACAACACCAAGCGCAUGGUGGGGUCCUCAGCUGCCUCGGGACUGGCUCUGCCUCUGCCCCUGGCCCUGAGAUGGGGGCCAAAGGUUUUGGGCAGUGGCAGCAGCAGGAGGAAGUAGCACCUGGAAAACGUGUCUCCUGAGUCGACCCUUCCUGUCUGGGGGGGGCCGAACCCUGGCUGUCUUUGUUCCCAUAGCAACGAAUAGGGCUCCCCUAGGUUCCAGCCCCUUAGAUACGGUGUGCCCCAGGAGGGCUCUGCAGGAGCUACAGGUCCUUCUGGUGGGAAGGGAGGCGCGAGGUGGGCUGGGGCAGCCCGGCUGGCCUGUGUGGAGACAUCACACUUCCUGGUUGGGGACAGGGUGAAGAGGGUUGGUCCCCACCUCUGCCUUGAGCAGAGCUUCUAGUGGGUGAAGCAGUGGGGGUCUCCUGCCUGCCGGAAGGCUGGGUGGGGCUUCCACAUCGCAGCCCAGUAGGGUGGACUGACCGGUCUUCUGACCUCUGGCUCCUUGGAGGGACUGGCCUGAGGUGGGCCCUGGCAUCCCCAGCCUCCUCUCAACCACCUCCCUGGAACAUGCGGGACAGGAGCCCAAGCGGCAUCUGGGGAGGGCGGGUUCUGCCAGGCACAGAGGGCUCCAGCGUGAUUGCCACUGGUUAAUGACCUGCCACCCCCGCCCCCCCAACCUCUGGUGCCGUCCAAGGACUCUGACCCCAGUGCAGUGUCUGUAGGGAAGAGGAGCCAUGGGGCUUCGGGCAGGCCCCAUCCUGCUUCUGCUGCUGUGGCUGCUGCCAGGUGAGGGAUGCGCCUCUGUCUUCUCCUCCCUCCCACCCCCUGCCAGCCUGUGUGCUCCCCUUUGCUCUCUUGCUUUCCAGGGGCUCAUGGGGAUGUGCUGCCUUCAGAAUGCGGCCACUCCAAGGAGGCCGGGAGGAUUGUGGGAGGCCAAGACAGCCAGGAAGGACGCUGGCCGUGGCAGGUUGGCCUGUGGUUGACCUCAGUGGGGCAUGUAUGUGGGGGCUCCCUCAUCCACCCACGCUGGGUGCUCACAGCUGCCCACUGCUUCCUGAGGUCUGAGGAUCCCAGGCUCUACCAUGUUAAAGUUGGAGGGCUGACACCCUCACUUUCAGAGCCCCACUCGGCCUUGGUGGCUGUGAGGAGGCUCCUGGUCCACUCCUCAUACCAUGGGACCACCACCAGCGGGGACAUUGCCCUGAUGGAGCUGGACUCCCCCUUGCAGGCCUCCCAGUUCAGCCCCAUCUGCCUCCCAGGACCCCAGACCCCCCUCGCCAUUGGGACCGUGUGCUGGGUAACGGGCUGGGGGUCCACCCAGGAGAGAGCCCUGGCGAGUGUCCUUCAGGAGGUGGCUGUGCCCCUCCUGGACUCGAACAUGUGUGAGCUGAUGUACCACCUAGGAGAGCCCAGCCUGGCUGGCCAGCGCCUCAUCCAGGACGACAUGCUCUGUGCUGGCUCUGUCCAGGGCAAGAAAGACUCCUGCCAGGGUGACUCCGGGGGGCCGCUGGUCUGCCCCAUCAAUGAUACGUGGAUCCAGGCCGGCAUUGUGAGCUGGGGAUUCGGCUGUGCCCGGCCUUUCCGGCCUGGUGUCUACACCCAGGUGCUAAGCUACACAGACUGGAUUCAGAGAACCCUGGCUGAAUCUCACUCAGGCAUGUCCGGGGCCCGCCCAGGUGCCCCCGGAUCCCACUCAGGCACCUCCAGAUCCCACCCAGUGCUGCUGCUUGAGCUGCUGACCGUAUGCUUGCUUGGGUCCCUGUGAACCAUGAGCCAUGGAGUCCGGGAUCCCCUUUCUGGUAGGAUUGAUGGAAUCUAAUAAUAAAAACUGUAGGUUUUUUAUGUGUA